AUGACCUUCUUCAAGCUUAACGGAACCUUCUCCUCCUCCAAGAAGAACAAGACCACCUCGGCUGCCAACACCCCCUCGCAGACCCCUCGUACCUCGAUCCACCUCACCGGCGCCGACCUUGCCGCCGUCAACAAGAACACUGCCAUGACCCCCGAGGCCCUCGAGGCCCACUUCGUCAAGGCCAACAUGGGACACAUGCAGGCUCUUUCCAUGUCUAGAAUGUAA
Molecule: messenger RNA, 225 nt
Organism: Linnemannia hyalina
Lineage: Eukaryota; Fungi; Mortierellomycota; Mortierellomycetes; Mortierellales; Mortierellaceae
Source: the annotation of a GenBank genome assembly